Nymphaea colorata (pocket water lily) is the source of this 2368-nucleotide messenger RNA. RefSeq lists its product as uncharacterized. NCBI's taxonomy places the organism in Eukaryota, Viridiplantae, Streptophyta, Magnoliopsida, Nymphaeales, Nymphaeaceae. The record is from RefSeq and is a predicted model, not a curated record. The transcript is spliced from 6 exons. The coding region runs from base 129 to 1187 and encodes 352 amino acids. Gene Ontology annotation, molecular function: RNA binding.
UCCGGUCCCCCGAUUGCGAUAGGCAAGUUUCCGGCCUGCGAUCGGCGAAGAGAAACUUCAGGCGGUCACUGAAAUACAGGCAGACCAUAGAAACUUCUGAGAAGGGUUCUGCGUGGGAUUUUGAAUGUAUGGGUUUUAUCCAGAGAUGUCGCCACCACGUAAGUAGGAUUCCCAAGCUGGUGGGUUCUCAGCUUCGUCCUCCGACCAGUGGUGCAUGCUAUUUCUCCACGAGGUGCUUAAUGGUCCCAAACGCAUUGAAUAUUUCUGAACUUUCUCCAUCUUCUCGAGAUGAGAAAAACUGUGAGUCAAACCAGCCAAUUACAUAUUUUUCUUUUCCUGCAUUGCGAAGACCACAUUUGCUCGGAGCACCUUCCCAAAUUUCUGCAAAAUGGGGCCAAGUUAGGUUUCUAAAUGGUGAAAGAGUUACAUUAUCUAUGGAGAACGACGUUGUCAAAUUUACCGUGGACAAUCAAAGUGCCAAAGUUGAGGAUAAGACAAUGGGGAAGAAAAUGCCAAAGCGACUUAAGAUGUCAAGAAAAGCAAAACUGAGUGAACUGAGGUUUUAUCGGCUCAAAGCUAACAAAAAGAUGACAUCUCCAAAUCCAGAAGUUCGGAUUAGGUAUAAACUGGAAAAGGCAAAGAGGAAAGAAUUAUGGCUGAUUGAAAAGCUAAGAAAGUUCGACGUUCCAAAAGCUCCUGAGCAAGUCUAUGACCCUGAAAGUCUGACAGAAGAGGAGAGGUUUUAUCUUAAAAGAACUGGGGAGAAGAAAAAGAACUAUGUCCCAGUUGGCCGGCGUGGAGUCUUUGGGGGUGUUGUUCUUAACAUGCAUCUUCAUUGGAAAAAACAUGAAACUGUGAAGGUUAUAUGCAAGCCUUGUAAGCCUGGGCAGGUGCAUGAAUAUGCAGAAGAGCUAGCACGACUCAGCAAAGGGAUUGUGAUUGACAUUAAAGGUGACAACACAAUAAUUUUCUAUCGAGGAAAGAACUAUGUGCAGCCAAAGAUUAUGUCACCUCCAGAUACUAUAUCUAAGGCAAAGGCCUUGGAGAGGUAUAAGUUUGAACAAUCUCUUGAACACACAAGUCAAUUCAUUGAGAAGUUGGAGAAGGAGUUAGAAGAGUAUCACAGAUAUCUUGCCCUUUACAAGAAUAGGGAACAGGUUUCUGAGAAAUCCAAUAAAGGUUCUUGAAAAGUUAAACUUUGGAUGCAUGUGGAUGCCAUCUUCCCAUCACUGAAAAGGCCGAAAAUUUAAUUGCGAAGUGGGACAUAGGAGUGGACUGAAAGAAUCCUUGAGGCCCUGAUCCCAUUGAUUCUUCUUGUUUGAUAGAAAUUGGGCGUCAAUUAGAUUAUAUAUCCAGUUUAAGAAGCUUGGGUAUCAUAUUAGAACUACCUAAACUAGAGGCUUGCAUGUAGUUUGUUUGGUUUUUGUUGGAGGAAACAAGGUGGUUACAAGAUGUUAGAACCUUCAGUGAAACUGGUAAAAGCCAUUGAAGCAACCAAAAGGGUGAAAAGAAGACAGACUUCAGAUUCCUUAUCCACUGUUGACUGCAAUCAGCAUCGAGGCUCUUUAACCAGCAAAGCCUCACCUCCAAUUGUAAGUGUUGGAAGAUGCUUACCAUUACCCUGGGGUGUUUAGAUGGUUAACCCCAUACGGAUUCUAAAACUAACUCGAGUGCCUUAGACGUUUAUCUAAUAUGAAAAACACCAUUUUAUUCAUCUACAAAAUAUUCUAGUUGCCUUCAUUUUUAUUCAUCUAUAAGAUAAUCUACUUGCCAAAACUAUCGGUGUGAUUUAAUGUUUGUGAAUAUUUGUCUGGAUGGUACCGAAGGCUGGUGUUGAAGACAAGAAAUGUGAAAAGAAGGUUUUAUUUAUCUUUUCACCAUGAUUCUUUUCUUCUAGUAGCUACAUGCAUGCGAAAGUCCCACUAAUGCAUGAAAAAGGUGGCUGUAAACAGACUUGUGGUUGAAAGGAGUAAGAUGAAGUAACAUGGAAAAGUGGAACCACAGUAUAUAUCUCCAUAUUUCAUCAGAAAUGGAAGGAAAGUUUUGUUCUUUCCAGGAAAGUUUUUGUUCUUUCCAUGAUUUGACGUGAUUAAAAUUGUCACCAUUUGUUAACUCCAUACGCACAUUUGAAUCCUCUAGGUGUUUCAACUAAUUUUCUUGUUUCAUCAAGUUUCGAGGACUUUUUGCUGGUAGUUGCAGUUUAGUUCGUCCUUCAUUCUAUUAUUUUUCUUUCUCAGUUUGUCAAUUGCAUUUUCACUUAUGUACUGCAAUUUAUAUGACAACGUUUUACCUUUCGGAUCAUACAAUCCAGUCAAUACAUUUUUUUGGGCUUUGCAUUUCUGCUGGCAAUUUGUUACCUUUAUUACAU